CUCCGAGCCAGUGCAGUCAAUCAAUUCCUUUGUCACUGCUGCAAUGCUGCGAACGAACAAUGUUCCGUGGCAAGUGUCGCCGGCUCGACCAGCUAUUUUGUUGUCGGCCACUAAUCUCCUGGCCGGUUUCCAAAACUUGACGCUCCAGAGUCUCAGUACGAGUGAGGAGGUCAACGACAUCCACUGUGUGUUUUGCCUGGCCGAGGAUGGAGACCAUGCAAACGAGUGCGUGAUCUUGCGUUGUGGUCAGUGCCAAGCGCUUUCUCACCUAGCCUGUGCGGAAGAAUGGUUGGAAAGGCGCCGUGUGGGAUUCGGCACGUCAUGCUGUGUCUGUCGAAACGAAGGAACUCUAGACGCCUUGAUUCGCCCACUCCGAGUCCUAUCGUCGGAUGCCGGGACACAUUCUGUCCAGACGGCAACUGAUCCAUCUCCUGAUGGAGAACUCGACACGGCCAGGAUUUCAUCACCAAACGAUCCUAGUCAGAGUCAGCCAUGUCAGCGGUCAGUGGGAACCCCAGGGGUAUCAGUCGAGCAUAGUAGCCGCCGGCGCUCAGCCAGACUAGCAGGAGCUCAUCUGCUGCGAGACUCUUCUACCGCUACAUCGCUUCGCCGG
Penicillium arizonense is the source of this 613-nucleotide messenger RNA. RefSeq lists its product as uncharacterized. NCBI's taxonomy places the organism in Eukaryota, Fungi, Ascomycota, Eurotiomycetes, Eurotiales, Aspergillaceae. The transcript is spliced from 2 exons. The record is from RefSeq and is a predicted model, not a curated record. The annotation marks the transcript as partial.